This is a messenger RNA of Alligator mississippiensis (American alligator), 3892 nucleotides long. Its product is annotated as zinc finger protein 883. Bases 162 to 2336 code for a protein of 724 amino acids. Gene Ontology annotation, biological process: regulation of transcription by RNA polymerase II. NCBI's taxonomy places the organism in Eukaryota, Metazoa, Chordata, Crocodylia, Alligatoridae. Gene Ontology annotation, cellular component: nucleus. The record is from RefSeq and is a predicted model, not a curated record. The transcript has 6 exons. Gene Ontology annotation, molecular function: RNA polymerase II transcription regulatory region sequence-specific DNA binding; DNA-binding transcription factor activity, RNA polymerase II-specific.
UGCGGGCACUAAAGGGUUAACGUGGGCCGGCGUGACACGAUGACACGUAGGGUGACGUCACGCGGGAGGAGGCGGGGCUCAGCUCCCAGGAGUCCCCGCGGCGGGGGGUGCGCGGCGCGGUGCGGUGCAGACCGGGGGGGGCGGGGCUGCGUCCCCUCCUCAUGCGGGGGGGCGCAUGCCGCGUGCUUGCCCGCAGGCCGGGCGCGGUGACGCGCGGGUGUGGCCCCCAGGUGCCGGUGCGGGGCUCGGGGGGCCCUCCGACAAGACGCGGCCCCGGGGGUGACCCCCGGCCUGGGCAGCGGCGGGGAGCGAUGGGAACGCCGCCGGGGCCUGGGGGCCGGCCCCCUCACGCCCCCCGCCAGCAACCAGGUGCUGGGACCCUGCAGAGAGCUGAGCAGCAGCCUGCUGAGGAGGGGCCGGUGAUCCUGGAGCUGCAGAGGACGUGUGCAGGGAGCCUGGAGGAGAGGAGCUCCCUGACCCCUGAGCCAGGCCAAGUGCAGAAGGGGCAGGGCAGGCCUCCAAAGCAGGAGGAGAGCUUGGAGCUCCGGGAGGUGUUCGAGGACGUGGCUGUGUAUUUCACACGGAAGGAGUGGGAGCUGCUGGACGAUGAAGACAAGGUGCUUUACCAGGAGCAGAUGCUGAAGAAUUACCAAGCCCUCGUUUCCCUGGGAUAUCAAGGUCCCACACCUGACUUAAUCUGCAGCAUUCAGCGAGGACAUUUGAAGCUCUGGGUCUGUGAUGAUGAGGACAUUGGGGAAAUCUCAAGAUCAGAGGGCCUUCUGCCAGGAGGUGCCAGGCUGCUGAGCAGAGCUGAAGAGGAGCCUUCUGUGCAAGGGUCUGCAGACCUGGAGCCAGCGCAGACUUCCCCAGUGAGUUUGAGUGAGAUGAACUCCCUGGGACCUGAGAAGGAGCCAUGGCACGAGAGUCAUGGGAGGCCGCAAAAGCAGAAGGAGAAUGUAGCCAUGAGCCAGGACCGGUGCAUCCCCCUAGGGAGGAAGACACACCACUGCACUGAGUGCAGGAAGAACUUCAGCUGCUUGCAAGACCUGUCCCAGCAUGAGUGUCUGCAGCACCGCUGCACCAAGUGUGGGAAGAGAUUCAGGCAGCUCUCCAAACUGGCAAGGCACUGCUGCAUUCACACAAGAGAGAAGCUACAUCAGUGUUCAGAGUGUGAGAAGAGCUUCACUUACCCCUCCCAGCUGGCUCUGCACAAGCGUAUCCACACGGGGGAAAAGCCAUAUCAGUGCUCAGAGUGUGGGAAGAGCUUCAGUUACUCCUUCAGACUGGCUGCGCACAAGCAUGUCCACACGGGGGAGAAGCCACAUCAGUGCUCAGAGUGUGGGAAGAGCUUCACUUACCCCUCCCGGCUGGCUGUGCACCAGUGUAUCCACACGGGGGAGAAGCCACAUCAGUGCUCAGAGUGUGGGAAGAGCUUCAGUUACUCCUCCGACCAGGCUCGGCACCAGCGUAUCCACACAGGGGAAAAGCCAUAUCAGUGCUCAGAGUGUGGGAAGAGCUUCAGUUACUCCUUCAGGCUGGCUGCGCACAAGCAUGUCCACACUGGGGAGAAGCCGCAUCAGUGCUCAGAGUGUUGGAAGAGCUUCAGUUACUCCUCCAGGCUGGCUGUGCAGAAGCAUGUCCACACGGGGGAGAAGCCACAUCAGUGCUCAGAGUGUGGGAAGAGCUUCACUCGGUCCUCCCACCUGGCUCGGCACCAGCGUAUCCACACAGGGGAGAAGCCACAUCAGUGCUCAGAGUGUGGGAAGAGCUUCACUCGGUCCUCCCACCUGGCUUUUCACCAACAUAUCCACACGGGGGAGAAGCCAUAUCAGUGCUCAGAGUGUGGGAAGAGCUUCACUCAGCCCUCCAUCCUGGCUAUGCACCAGCGUAUCCACACGGGGGAGAAGCCACAUAAGUGCUCAGAGUGUGGGAAGAGCUUCACUCGGUCCUCCAGCCUGUCUCAGCACCAGCGUAUUCACACGGGGGAGAAGCCACAUCAGUGCUCAGAGUGUGGUAAGAGCUUCACUUACUCUUCCAAACUGUCUGAGCACUGGCGUAUUCACACGGGGGAGAAGCCACAUCAGUGCUCGGAGUGUGGGAAGAGCUUCACUUACUCCCACCAGCUGGCUCUGCACCAGCGUAUCCACACUGGGGAGAAGCCACAUCAAUGCUCAGAGUGUGGGAAGAGCUUCACUUACUCCCGCCAGCUGGCUCUGCACCACCGUGUCCACACUGGGGAGAAGCCACAUCAGUGCUCAGAGUGUGGGAAGAGCUUCAGUUACUCCUGCUACCUGGCUCGGCACCAGCGUAUCCACACAGGAGAGAAGCCACAUUAGCGCUCAGAGUGUCGGAAGAGCUUCCCUCAGUCAUCAGGCCUGGAUUAGCACCAUUGUAUCCACACAGUAGAAGUUACAUCAGUGCUCAGAGUUUGGGAAGAACUUCACUCAGUGCCCUUACCUGAUCAAACACAGCCUCAUCCACACGGGGAAGAAACCAUAUUGGUGCUCGAAGUGUGGGAAAAGCUUCAACCUGUCCUAUACCCUGGCCCAGCCACAGAUUACCAACACGGGUUUGCAGUCAUAUCCGUGCUCAUAGUGUGGGAAGAGCUUCACUCACUCCUCCAGCUGGGCUCUGCACCAACUUAUUCAAUUGAGGGCGAAGCCAUAAUAGUGCUCAGUGUGGGAAGAGCUUCAUCUAAUCCUCCAGCUGUCCUGGCACCAGCGUAUCCACACAGAGGAGAAACCACAUCCGUGCUCAAAGAGCAGGAAAUGCUUCUUCCAAUCCUCCAAACUGGCCCAGCACCAGUGUAUCCCUCUCCGGGAGUGUCCAUAAUUCUGUCAGCAAUACAGAAAGGGUUUGGGGAUGUAUACCUGCUGAGCACCCACCAGUGUCUGCAUCCAGGGAAGCAGUGUCAUGCCAGGGGACUGCAGCAACAGUUCACGCUUUGUUCAGCCUUUUUAGGGCGCUUCAAAACCCAAAGGACACAGAGGCCAGCCUCCCAGGUUUGAUAUGGGUGAGGGGUUAAAAGGAAAUGCCUCAGUCAGAUGCCCACACUGUUACCUCUCAGCUCUGUGUUCUUGGGGAACCCUGGCACAGGACACAGUCUGUCUGAUUCACAAAGAAUUCCCGCCCCCCCCGCCCCAACGAAACUGAUUAAGGUGCAGUGAGAGACACGCCUAAGACCCUCCAGAUAAGGGUGACAGGAGUGAGACAACUGCCCUAGGUCUCAUAUGCAUCCGAGAUGGAACCAGAUGACUAUUCAUUUGUCAGAACCCAUUAGUAGUUGUAUGCCUAUGGCACAGUGGAACCUCCCGCCAUAGUGAAAAAAUCCCGCUGUCAAUCAUUCUGCUGUCAAUCAUUCUGAAUUCUAUGGCACAGUGAAAAUUUCGCUGGUGGCAGUAACUAGGUCACGGUGGAAAAUUCGGCUGUGUCAGAACCCAAUAACUAUAUGCCACAGUAAUGGAAAAUUAGUUUAGAAAAAGUUCCUGCCAACUUUAUGCAAACACGCAUAUCACCAUUGGCCGGUUCCAAAUUAUUCAUAUUUGGCGACUAGCAAUUGGCUUGCUAGCCAUAUAAAAGUUAAAGCAGUUUCCGCCCACGUUGGAGAAUUCAGAGAACUCAGAAAGCUCCGCACAUUUUUCGGAGUUUGGAGAACUCUGAGAACUCUGCGCAUUUCUCGGAGUAAACCUGGCGGACUGAUCACCCACCAGCGACUCCCUGUCACCGACCUACCCGACAUACCCCCGCGUCUUGCAUGCUUGUUCAGUUGUUCACGGACGUCUCAUCACGUUCUCAGAAAGCUUUCAUCUCGUUCGUUUGCAACUGUAAUCUAAGUCAGUUCUUCCUACGCUGUAUACAUCGACAGCUUAAGUAAAUAAUCUCUUUCUCCAAA